Molecule: messenger RNA, 2187 nt
Organism: Odontomachus brunneus
Lineage: Eukaryota; Metazoa; Arthropoda; Insecta; Hymenoptera; Formicidae
Exons: 3
Coding region: 1455-2108 (217 amino acids)
Source: RefSeq, a predicted model, not a curated record
UCGGUUCUGCAUUCAUUACCAUUGGAUUUAGUACGUCAAACUCCGCUAGAUAGUAUGCAUUUAGUGUACUUAGGAGUAGUCAAACAAAUAAUCGUAAAAGCAUGACUAGAAGGGUUCUAUCGGCCAACGAAAUUAAAAGAUGUUGUAAAAGAUCGUAUUUGAAAUCGCCUUUCAACAUUAAUUAAUUACUGCCCAUGUGAAUUUUCUUGAAAACCGAGAAGACUGGAUUUUUGCCGACGUUUUAAAGCAACUGAGUUUCGACAAUUGUUAUUAUUUACGGGACCAACUGUUUUGUUAGAUUUGUUUGGUGACGAUGAACGAAUGCAGCAUUUUUUAAAAUUACAUUAUGCGAUCCGUAUUCUUGUAUCAUCAAAUGAAAGAACCCACAAUGAUAUUGAAAAAGCAAAAAUGAUUUUAGAAUCAUUUGUAACUGACAGUAUUUCUGUUUAUGGUAGAAACUUUUUAUCGUACAAUGUCCAUAAUCUAAUUCAUUUAACGGAUGAUGUUCAUAAUUUCGGUCCACUGGAUCAUUUUUCUUGUUUUCCGUUUGAGAAUAAUAUGAUGUUUUUUAAAAAAGUGGUUCGUAAACCUUCUAUGUCAUUACAACAGAUUUAUAAUCGUUACAUAGAGACAAAAAAUCACGAUUUCCAGAGUUCUUCGCAAAAUCCCACUUUCACGACUCGUGUAUAUCGUCAAAAAUUACAUAAAGGCCCUCAUGUGCAUCAGCAAGAAAACAUAAAGCAGUUUUCAUGUAUUAAAAUAAAUGGAGUUACUUACAAAUUAGACAAAAGCAAUCAUUGUUGCAUUUUACAAGAUGGUACUGUUUGCAUUAUAGUGAAUAUAUUACAAUAUGAUGAUGACAAUGAGUAUCGUUUAAUUGUACAAAAAUUUCAAGUUAUUAAUGCAUUUUAUAACAUCAAUAAUUUAAACUCACAAGAAGUAGGAAUUUUUAAAUGUACAGAGUUAUCUCGAGAUACAUAUGAAAUUUCAUUUCGGGAUGUUAAAUCCAAGGCUUAUAAAAUGCCUUUUUGGCAAAACGCAGAACUAGACUUUGAAAGAAACAUUAAUAUUAUAGUUGAAAUUUAUAAUGAUGAAUGGUUAUUACAUUAACUUAACUUUUAUAUAUUUCGUAUUGUUUAAAUAUUAAUACAAAUAACUAAAUUUAAUAAUUAUUUUAAUAAUGCGUCUAUUAAAAUGUUAAUUAAAAUUUUAUAAUAAAAAUUUUAUAUUACUUUAUAAAAUUUUAUAAAGUAAUAUUUAUUAAUAAUAAUGUAUAUCGAAAAUUAAGUUCGAAAACAUUUAAAUUAAAAGAAAUGCGCGGGAAAUUGUAUGCACACGGUUAAACAAGUGAACACAGAGGAGUUAGCUUCUUCUUUCCGCUUUCUUCAUAACCUAAAGCUUCAACGGCAGCCACAACACUUGUGUUUGUCGCGUUUAGUGUUCAGUGUUUCAUUAUGGAAAUGCGUAAUAGUGCCGAAAAUAUAAACAUACAUAACAUGGAUAACCAAGCUGAUCGAAAUAUUGGAACCAUAUGCUUGGAUUCUACAUCAAUAAGCAAUAAUAACGUAUACAAUUUGUGUGGUACACUUGAACUCGAGCAAAUGAAGGAAUCGUCUAAUGUGAUUUCAUCCAAGGAAAAAUCUUUUUCAAAUUUAAUGUCUACAUCACUUCCAGAAAAUUCGUAUUUAAUUAAUGACAAAACAGUUAAUUUGUAUCACCAAAGAUGCCGAAAUGAAGGUACCUAUAUCUUUUAUAAAAUUUUUGUAAAUUUUUUAUAUAUCAUAUUAUUUAAUUCUAAUGUUUUGAUUGUAGAUUUACAAAGCACUUCAAGGUUACAGGAUACUACAGAUGAUAUUUCCAUUUCACCUGUAUUUCAAUCAAUAAUGCAGAAAUUAGAAAACGUAAGCAAACAAGUGCAUUCAAUUGGACAACAAGUGCAUUUAAUUGGACAACAAGUUAAUACAUUAGUUAGUAUCCAAAGCUUGAUAAAUGAUUCUCAGUCCAUAAUACAAGAUUUGAAUUUGCCGAUAUCCACGAGAGAAGAGUACCAUGAAUUUAAUUCUGAUAACAAAAAGUUACAAAUCUUAGUAUGUAAUCUUAGUAUGUAAUCUUAGUAUGUAUCUUAGUAUGUAAUCUUAGUAUGUAUUGUACAAGAAAAAUUAUUCAAUUUUUUAAAUAUAAUAUUAA